Molecule: messenger RNA, 969 nt
Organism: Procambarus clarkii (red swamp crayfish)
Lineage: Eukaryota; Metazoa; Arthropoda; Malacostraca; Decapoda; Cambaridae
Source: RefSeq, a predicted model, not a curated record
AUGGCUGAACUGGUCGACACAUUACUAGACCACAACACCACAGACUUCAUGCCCAUGCUGACGACGGCAUUCACAACACAAGCCACUCAGCAGUCAACUGUUUCAUGGAGAACAGGAGAAGGGAACGUAACAGAACAAGGGGGGGGGGGACGGAGAAGAACCAGUCAACCAAUCAGGAAGAAGAACCAGUCAACCAAUCAGGGAGAAGUACCAGUCAACCAAUCAGGAAGAAGAACCAGUCAACCAAUCAGGGAGAAGUACCAGUCAACCAAUCAGGAAGAAGAACCAGUCAACCAAUCAGGGAGAAGAACCAGUCAACCAAUCAGGGAGAAGAACCAGUCAACCAAUCAGGGAGAAGAACCAGUCAACCAAUCAGGAAGAAGAACCAGUCAACCAAUCAGGAAGAAGAACCAGUCAACCAAUCAGGGAGAAGAACAAGUCAACCAAUCAGGGAGAAGAACAAGUCAACCAAUCAGGGAGAAGAACCAGUCAACCAAUCAGGGAGAAGAACCAGUCAACCAAUCAGGGAGAAGAACCAGUCAACCAAUCAGGGAGAAGAACCAGUCAACCAAUCAGGGAGAAGAACCAGUCAACCAAUCAGGGAGAAGAACCAGUCAACCAAUCAGGGAGAAGAACCAGUCAACCAAUCAGGGAGAAGAACCAGUCAACCAAUCAGGGAGAAGAACCAGUCAACCAAUCAGGGAGAAGAACCAGUCAACCAAUCAGGGAGAAGAACCAGUCAACCAAUCAGGGAGAAGAACCAGUCAACCAAUCAGGAAGAAGAACCAGUCAACCAAUCAGGGAGAAGAACCAGUCAACCAAUCAGGGAGCAGACCAGUCAAUAAUCACCCAAUCACCCCUACGUCAUCUGGCACUCCUGAGGCGCGCCAGUGCCAGCCGCGUCAGUCCUCAUGCCCAAUAUGUUCCGUUCCUGACACAAUCCACCAAUACGUUCAGAAUGCGACGUAA